GACCGACUCAGUUAAAUCUUAUACCAGAACACUUAUUUUACUUCCUCCGCUAUAUAACUGUUACGGAAAUGAUUAAAUUGACAGUCAACAUACCUUACUACAACAUUUAAUUCUCUCGCUGCUCACUGCUGUGGCAUCUUUAAUUUACGAAUAGCAUACCUCUAGACGCAUCAAAGUGUUCGAUCUUGACAAUGUCUUACGAAGAACGACCAGCAAAGCGUGUGCGGGUUGACAAUUCUGGGAAUCGUGAGAGCGAGAUCAGAGUAGAUAAGGGUUUCUACUCGCCUCCCGUUGAAAACUCGAAUGCCCUAGGAACCGUUGGACAGGAAGUAUAUGAAUGUUGUUAUGGGAUGGUAAACAAGAAUUAAAACACCUUUAAGGCCCUUUCCAAAAAAUCCUAAUAGAAUAUAGUGUUAAACAACAUCGUCGUAAAGAAAUUAUGCAGUUCAGAGAUCCAUUCGAAUUUUAUACCUGUCAAAUUUCGUAGUCCUAAUCAUCUUUCCUCGGGUGAUGAUGAUCACUCAACUACCUUCGACAUAUCAGACUUUGCAGCGGCCCAAAUCCUAAAGGAUUUGGCAAGUGUUCCAGAGGUCACAACGCAGUUAUACUGCCAUUCACAGGUUGAAUUCAACCAUAGCGGACACAGUCGACAGAUGAGCAAACGUUCUGAUAAAUUGCGCGGACUGUGGUUUUUGAAUGUGAUUAUUUUUGGUCCAGAUCGUUUUGUUGAAAAGAUAGGGGAGUACUUAUCAAUCAGAAAGAUGUAUCUCCAAGACACACUAGGGUGUGAGCGGUGCGUCCCGUACCGCAAUCCUCAUGCUAUGACCCCAGACACAGAGGAAGUUGUAAUGACAGAUUUAUCCAUCUUGGCUCCCGGAUACCACGAUAUAGAGGAAUUAAAAUCCGGGCCAGAUCUUCUAGCGCAGUUAAUGGAAGGGGGGACUCCUUUGAGAGAGACCGAGGCACCAAAAAUUGUGGAGACUUCCUUAUUUAGGCAUCAAAAGCAAGCUCUGACUUUCAUGCUGCGUCGCGAAGAAGGUUGGAAUUUUGAUGAUACAGCUUCUGACAUAUGGAGUCUGCGAAGUGAUACUUCGGGGCGAUUAAGUUACGUAAAUAAUGUCACCGGAUGCAGCACUUGUGAAGCUCCUCCAGAAUUUCGAGGUGGCCUACUGGCAGAUGAUAUGGGACUGGGAAAGACGCUCUCCAUGAUAUCUUUAGUAGCUUCAAACCAAGCUUGCUUAGAUUAUGAAUUAAUGCAAGCUUAUCCUCGCUCUUUAGAAUUGAGCCCUUCAAAUACCUCAAAGGCUACACUACUUAUUGUGCCUCCAGCAUUGAUUCAAGUAUGGGAGCAUCAAUUUCGAUUACAUCUUGUACCGCGAGCACUAGCAUGCUAUAUCUACCACGGCCAUAACAAAAAGAGCAUAGACUUCCUCAGACAGUUCGAUGUUGUUAUCACAACAUACCACACUAUUGCGGCAAUUUGGAAGCAUCAUAGCGCUCAUCAAGAUGACGAAUCUUUAUAUUCUUUAACUUGGCAUCGCAUAGUUUUAGACGAAGCUCAUAUCAUCAAAAACCCUCAGAGCCAGCUAGCUCGAGCCUGUUGUGCUCUUAAAGCAACAAGACGAUGGGCGAUAACCGGAACUCCUAUUCAGAACAAACUUGUGGAUUUUGCUAGCAUUGUAAAGUUUCUGCGCGUUCAUCCUUAUUCCGAUACAAAAACCUUUGGAGAAGAGAUUACAACGCCAUUCAAGAAUUCUUCCUCUAUUGAUGCUAAAGGGUUUUUACGACUCAAAACACUUGUACGGGCCAUUACCAUCAGUCGUACGAAGACAGUCAUUGAACUUCCAUCACGGGUUGACGAGAUUCACCAUCUUCACUUUACCCCGGCUGAACGAGAGAAGUAUGAGGCUGAGAAAGUGCGAGCGAGAGUAUUAAUCGAGAGAGCAAUCUCGUCUGGGAACCAGAAUGGAAAAAUCUUCAAUGGGUUAUCAUUACUCAACCGCUUACGUCUGAUCUGCAAUCACGGUAUAUUACAGCUUACGUCUACUACAGAUCAUGUGGUUUCUCAAGGAAUUGAAGUUGUUGCUUGUUGCUCCAUGUGCGGCGACUAUCUACAGGAAGAGGUCUUUGGUGGCCCCUUUCCUUCGGGUAUUGAUAUUCAACGACAGCCAUUCUGCGAACAAUGCAUUCUCCAAGAAAGAGACAACUGUGACCCGUCUUCGAGUAACACUUUAAAACUUCCCGGUACAACAGAAGAUUUGGGAUCUGUGACACUGCCAACAGUUACAGAUACUGAAUUCUCUAUCAAAUAUAUGUCGACAAAAAUCAAUGCUCUUUUAGCAGAUCUCCAGAAAUACAAGAAUGCCGAGAAAAGUGUCGUGUUUUCAUACUGGACUAAAACACUUGACCUUGUGCAAAUGAUGCUGAGUGAUCAAGGAAUACGCUACACAAGAAUUGAUGGGACAAUGCCCCUUUCCAGAAGAAAUGAGGCUUUAGGUGCUUUCAAAAACGAAGAUACUGUCCGCGUAAUUCUUGUCUCAGUCACUUGUGGUGGGGCAGGUCUCGAUCUUACUACUGGGUCCAGAGCAUAUCUUCUCGAACCACAUUGGAACCCAAUGAUUGAAGAACAAGCUCUCUGUCGUGUACAUCGAAUUAGUCAGAAGCGUAAAGUUACUACAAUCAGAUAUUUGAUGCACAAUUCGUUUGAAGAGCAAAUUGUGGAACUCCAAAAGAGAAAGAAAAUGCUUGCAGAUGCUACGUUUAGUCAGAGUUGCAUCUCAGAGGCUGGCGUUGAUGUGGGUAUUUUGAAACACUUAAGAUCUGUCCUUGAGUAAUAUCAUAAGAGAGGUCUAAGAUUAUUACUUAGCUAUAGAAUCGCACCUUAUAAGAUUGUAUUAUCUAGUAAGAGUCAAAUUCAUAAUAUUGGGCCACAAAUUCGCUCUCGUCACGUUGGAAAAGUUUCUCUGCCGGGUUUGAUUACACUGCUCCACCAGUAAAUCGACUUAUAUACGUGGCGUGACUGGGAAAGAUACUAGAAAUAGCGAGGAAGUGGUAUAACUUGAAGAUAUAAAGACACUCGGAUCGCACAUAUAGGUGGCCUCUAGUAUCUAGUCAUUAGUUCCGCUUAUUAUCAAUUCCCGAAUUCCA
Messenger RNA from Botrytis cinerea B05.10, 3147 nucleotides. RefSeq lists its product as hypothetical. Gene Ontology annotation, molecular function: ATP-dependent chromatin remodeler activity; ATP binding. The coding region runs from base 654 to 2834 and encodes 726 amino acids. NCBI's taxonomy places the organism in Eukaryota, Fungi, Ascomycota, Leotiomycetes, Helotiales, Sclerotiniaceae. The record is from RefSeq and is a predicted model, not a curated record. The transcript is spliced from 10 exons.